GGAGCUAUUUGUACGUCUCGAAGCUGGAGCUCUCGUACUUGUGUAUGCAGCGCUGAAGACAUCCGAAUAUAUAAACAUGGCGUCGUAAGUCAUCAGGCCUCCCUCAGGCUUCCAAUACAGGCUCUCAUCGUUUAUUGACGUCGCUGAUGAGUCUUCCUAGAACAUUUGUCAAUUGGAUCAAGUCCCCAGCGGGCAGACAAUACUUUUUCAGUACACAUUUCUGGGGACCGCUGGCCAACUGGGGUCUACCAAUCGCUGCGCUGUCAGACUUGGUCUACAGGGAUGAGGAGACUAUUUCAGGCGUCAUGAGUCCCACUCUGGCCAUGUACUCAAUGAUCUUCAUGCGCUUCGCUUGGCGAGUUCAACCUCGAAACUACCUCUUAUUUGCAUGUCACACGACCAAUGCUAUUGCCCAGACUAUUCAAGAAGGUAGAUUUAUCAACUAUCAUUACUUUGGAGGCAAGGAGAGAAAGCUUGAAAAGGGAGUAGAGGGAGUUGCUAUUAAGGCUGCAGAAGGCAUGGACAAGGCCAAGAGCAAAGUCAUGGAUGCUGUCAAGCAGGUCAAGGGAUGAGCGGUGGUGAUUGGAAAGCUUCCGAAGAGGGCGAGGAAGGAUGGUAUGGAGGCGGAGAAAGACCCUGAGGCUUGCAGUUGACUCAAGUCUGAUCAUAUGAGGUCACAGUGGUGAGAUGGAUGUAUGAUACAUACAUAGCCUUUGGGUGAUUCUAUCG
Kockovaella imperatae is the source of this 729-nucleotide messenger RNA. RefSeq names its product UPF0041-domain-containing protein. Gene Ontology annotation, biological process: pyruvate import into mitochondria. The coding region runs from base 147 to 572 and encodes 141 amino acids. The transcript has 5 exons. Lineage: Eukaryota; Fungi; Basidiomycota; Tremellomycetes; Tremellales; Cuniculitremaceae. Gene Ontology annotation, cellular component: mitochondrial inner membrane. The record is from RefSeq and is a predicted model, not a curated record.